UGUUCUGUCACUGCAACAUUAGUGAGGAGAGAGGAGAAGGUGCAGAGUCAAUUUCACGAAGAAGAAGAAGAAGAAGAAGAAAAAGCAAAGACGCAAGUACAGAUACGGACAGAGAGGCCACAGGAGACGAGGAGUCACAGAAAGGAGCUUCAGUGAGGAGUGUGAAUUCACAGCAGUGAUGCUGCUGCUGCUGCUGCUGAUGCUGCUGUUUCUGCUGCUGAUGCUGCUCCGUAGAAGAGAAGAACAGCAGGAGGGCGUGGACCGUCGUUGAAGAAGAAGAAGACAGUGGAGGAAAACGAGAGCGAGAGAGAGAGAGAGAGAGAGGAACCGAGGGACCAAAGACGUACGAGGCAAAUCUGAGGCCUCCUGUUAGCCACACAUAGCCUCACACUCAGCUCGGCAGGAGUGUGCGAGGUCGUCCCUCUGUGUGCUUGUGAGCAGGUGGGACUUUGAUGGGACAGUGAGCAAUGCCUCACACACAGCGACAGCAGGCUGGCAGUAGGGGGCGGUGCUCCUCUCACCUCUUGCCCCUCCUCCUCCUGGCCCUUGUUGCCCAGCCCAGCCCGGCAGCCAUACACAUACCCUCCAACUACCACAUAAGUGAUCUCAAAAGGCCUCCAGUGAUCACCACACAGCCGGAGUCCGUCACCGUCUUCAGUGUUGAAGACUUUGGCAUGAAUUGUGAAGCCACCGGAAACCCUUCACCAACUUUCCGAUGGACAAAGGACGGACACCACUUUGACCCCAGCAGUGACCCAGAGCUGAAGGUUUCUGAAUCCACCGGCUCAUUUGCAUUCUUCACGCUCAGUAACACUGCGGACACACUGAAGCCGUACCAAGGCAAAUACGUCUGCUACGCCUCCAACGAGCUGGGCACCGCCGUCUCCAAUCAGGCCGUACUCACCACUGACGUCCUUCCGACCUUGCAGAAGGAGAAGAAAGUGAUUGUGAAGUCAGAUAAGGGCAGCAGUCUGGUGCUGAAGUGUAACCCCCCACAGAGCUCCUUGGAGCCCAUCAUUCAUUGGAUGGACUGGAGGUUACAUCAUAUCCACCUCAGUCCUCGAGUCGUAGUGGGCAAGGACGGCAACCUGUACUUCGCCCAUUUGACGACCAACGACAGCAGAGAUGACUACAUCUGCAACGUCCAGUAUCUGUCGACACGCACCAUUCUGGCAAAGGAGCCCAUCACUCUGACAGUCACCUCUGCCAAUGCAGUAGUGCGGAACAAGAGGCCCCAGAUGAUGAAACCUACUGGAAGCCACAGUACUUACCAUGCUCUCAGGGGCCAGACUGUAGAGCUUGAGUGCAUUGUCCAAGGCCUUCCCACGCCUGAUGUGAUGUGGCUGAGGAAAGACGGAGUUCUCUCCGAAUCACGAACAACCAGAGACAUGUUCGACCGUCGCCUGCGCUUCAGUAACAUCUCAGAGAGCGACGCAGGAGAGUACCAGUGCAGCGCCAACAACACACAAGGAAAGGUCACCCACACCUACACUGUGAUUGUCGAAGCUGCUCCAUACUGGACCAAGGAGCCGGUCAGUCAGCUGUAUGCUCCAGGUGAGACUGUGAGACUGGACUGUCAGGCAGACGGUAUUCCAUUUCCUACCAUUAACUGGACUGUUGAUGGACUCCCUAUCUCAGCAUCUGAUGAAGAUUCCAGACACACCCUGACACCUGGAGGAUCUCUAAUUCUGAACGACGUCACAUUCAACGACACCGCCAUAUACCAGUGUCAGGCCUCCAACAAACAUGGAACCAUCAUCACCAACACCAAUGUCUACGUCAUAGAGCUGCCGCCACAGAUCCUCACUGAGGACAGGAAUACAUACACCUUCACUGAGGGCCAGAAGGCUUUACUGGAGUGUGAGACUUUUGGGUCCCCGAGGCCUAAAGUGCUGUGGGAGAGUGGCAGCAGCAGCAACCUCCUCGCCGAUCCAAGAGUUAACCAGCUGACAAACGGGGGUCUUGAGAUUUCUAACAUCACCCAGGAUGAUGAGGGUUUCUACACCUGCUCUGUUCAAAACACCAACCUGUCAGUCAUCGCAGAGCUGGAGGUGCUCAACAGGACAGUGAUUCUGUCACCACCACAGGCUCUGAAGAUCCAGGCAGGAAAGGAAGCCAUCUUCACCUGUCUGGCCCUCGUCGACCCCAAACUUGGCUUUCCUUUUAUUCAGUGGAGGAUGAACAAUCAAAAGCUGUUUGAGUCACACAUUGACGAAAAAUACACUUUUGAUGGACCAGACCUGAUAAUCUCCAAUGUAGAACCAAGUGAUGAAGGUGUGUACACCUGUCAGGUCAUCACUAAGAUGGACAUGGCCGAAGCGAGUGGCACCCUCACCUUAUGUGAUCGUCCAGAUCCUCCUGUCAUGCUCAAAAUCACUGACCCUAGACAUCGCGCUAUCACACUGAACUGGACUCCUGGAGACGACCAUAACAGUCCUGUCACAGAGUAUGUGAUUCAGUUUGAGGACCAGGAAAUGAAGGAAAAAGGUUGGGUAGAGCUGAGGACAGUGGGGGGGAACCAGGAGCGUGAAGAUCUCUCUCUGUGGCCCUACAUGUCCUUCCGUUUCCGGGUGAUUGCAAUUAAUGACGUGGGCAAAAGUGACCCCAGCAAGCCCUCUGACAUAUUUACAACCCCUCCUGAGGCUCCAGAUAAUAACCCUGAAGAUGUACGAAGUGUGUCUACAGACCCAGGGUUUCUAAACAUCACCUGGGAGGAAAUGGACCAACACACCUUCAACGGCCCUGACUUUAAGUACAAAGUGAAGUGGAGGCGAGUCGUGGGCAACGGACCCGAAUGGCACACCAACUUCACAACAGCGCCGCCACUGGUUUUUAGUAACGUUGGCAACUUUUCUGCUUUUGAGAUCAAAGUUCAGGCCAUGAAUGAGAGAGGAGUGGGGCCUGAGCCAGACCCAGUGAUUGGCUACUCAGGAGAAGAUGUUCCCUUGGAAGCUCCCAUGGAUGUGGGUGUCAGGGUAAUUAACAGCACCACCAUCAAAGUGGUCUGGGCCCCGAUAGACAGAGACACAGUCAGGGGCCACCUGCUGGGCUACAAGAUCCACUUGACCUGGACUGGCUCUAGGGGGCACCACAGAGGCCGAAGAGCAAAGGAGUCAGUGAGCACCAUUGUGGUGGAGACUGAAGCCAAUGAGGAGAAGAAGGUCAUCCAUGACCUCCGACCCUACUCUCACUAUGACCUGGCUGUCGCUGUGUUCAACAGUAAAGGAGAGGGGCCUGGUUCUGAGAUGCUGUCCUUCCAGACCCAUGAGGGAGUUCCCAGUGCUCCCACAUCCCUGGUAUUGGACAGCCCUUCAGAGACAGAAAUGACCCUUCACUGGACACCUCCCGAUGAACCAAAUGGAAUCCUCAUUGGUUAUGUACUGCGAUACCAACAACUGGUGAAGACUGAUGAUAGUCCCAUGCAAGUGGUGGCCAUAAAUGAUCUGUCAGUCACUCACCUGAACCUGACCAACUUGGAUCGCCACAGCCGUUACCGCUUCUCCCUGAGGGGGCGCACUGAAACUGGGGAAGGAGCGCCAAUAAUGAAGGAGGGUGCCACCAUACUAGAUGGAGCGCCCCCUAGUAACAUCAGCAUGACUGUGGGGGAAUCCUUUGUAAACUUUAGCUGGGUGGCCAAAAAGAGACACAGAAACAUCAACUUCCAGAUCCACUACCUCAACAAAAAUGAUGGCAGUGAAUGGAAGAAGGUAGAUAGGGUGGACACCUCUCAGUCCUUCUACCAACUCCAGGGCCUGACUCCUGGAUCUCAUUAUCGUCUACGCUUCACCUAUGGGAACACAACCUUCUGGAACACUGACAUUGAGACGGAAGAAACAGUGGUCCAAAUGCAGCAAAGCUUUGCGACACAAGGCUGGUUUAUUGGCGUCGUGAGUGCCAUCGUGCUGCUGCUGCUGAUUCUGCUCAUCCUCUGCUUUGUCAAGAGGAGCAAAGGAGGAAAAUACUCAGUGAAAGAUAAAGAAGACGGCCCAAUGGAUUCAGAGGCACGGCCCAUGAAAGACGAGACUUUUGGAGAGUACAGAUCUCUAGAAAGUGAUCUGGAGGAGAAACACACGGCCAGCCUGCCGUCCUUGUGUGAGGAGAGCAAGCUGUGCAGCCAGGACAACCUUGACUUCAACGGCGGCAGUGCCAUAACAACAGAGAUCAACAUAGAUGAGUCUCUGGCCAGCCAGAUCAGUCGGCCCAGCGAGGGUGGUCUAGAUACCCUGCCCGACAAGUCGCCACUCAAUCCCAACGCCGUCUCCCCAGCUGCCAACGGCACACCCAACUCGGUUACCUUUCUGGAUUAACCCCCACACCACCAGUGGGGACCACCAGACCAAAACACGUCAACACAUAUGUGCCCAUAUGCUCUUGUUCCUUACUGACUCGCUGAUCUGUACUCUGACUAUCGAAACACAAUCAAUAUAUUGACUCUUCAGAUGCCCCCUCGCUGUCAUCUGAUCGACUGGGACUAUUUUGACCAAAGGAGUGUCCAGAGCAGUGGACGACAUGAUACAAGUGUGACUGACCUGCCGAUGCCCUUUGACCCUUUGACCCUCUGACCCUCUGACCCUACUUUACCCACGUUAGUUUACAAAAAAAAACGACCGUGACUCAUUUCUCUCCUUUUCUUCUCUUACCUUUCUCUCAGCAGCUAUCUCUGUAGAAAGAUGAAGCCAGAAUGUCUGUGUACGAGUCUGUACAGAAAUAACACAGGGACUGUUGGUGUGACGCUGCAGAUAGAAGUGUGACGCUAGAGAGAUAACUCAGUGACGGAGGAUGAUGAUGUGUGAAGAAGAUAAUGAACGAUUUUUGUUGAACAUGUGUCCAAAGCCAUUUGAUGCCUAACAUUUAACUGGACUCCCCCUCAACCCUCACCCCUUCAUUUAUUGUGUUUGGAAACAAGACACAUCCUUAUUUUUUGUAAUCAUCAGGUGUUUUUUAUAUUUAAUGACCAUGAUGUCAUUUUCUGUUCCACAUUUAAUAUAACAUGUUUGACUCACGCCUUCUCUUUUUAGACAUAAUUCACAAAUUAUGUGAUGUUUUCAUUGAAACUAUGUGAAGUGAAGCCAAGUUUCUUACUAUAAAUAACGCUGCGGUCGCAUUACGGGAAUCUUGCUGUGAAGAUGCUGAGUAGCAUCUGGUGUGUAUAUAGCAUCUACAUCAUCUAUAUCUACUUAGCCAUGAUACAGUAUUAUAGACAUGUACAUGCUUCUUCUAAGUUCCUGUGGCUGCACAUAGAGCACCAGUGUGAUGUCAUUACUCUCUCGCAUCCCCACCCGAAGUGUAAUGUCAUGAUUGGAAAUGAUAUUGUAAUUUUUUUCGUGUCAAGACCUCUUGUACGUGUAGCUUUCUGUAUCUGUCUUUGUCUCUUUCUACACUGUAUUAAAACAUUGCUGUCUCUAAUUUA
Cynoglossus semilaevis (tongue sole) is the source of this 5410-nucleotide messenger RNA. It is a transcript of the gene l1cama, whose product is annotated as L1 cell adhesion molecule, paralog a. Gene Ontology annotation, cellular component: plasma membrane; axon. The coding region runs from base 468 to 4307 and encodes 1279 amino acids. Gene Ontology annotation, biological process: brain development; cell-cell adhesion; axon guidance. Gene Ontology annotation, molecular function: cell-cell adhesion mediator activity. NCBI's taxonomy places the organism in Eukaryota, Metazoa, Chordata, Actinopteri, Pleuronectiformes, Cynoglossidae. The transcript is spliced from 30 exons. The record is from RefSeq and is a predicted model, not a curated record.